Messenger RNA from Chelmon rostratus (copperband butterflyfish), 2207 nucleotides. It is a transcript of the gene plbd2, whose product is annotated as phospholipase B domain containing 2. Gene Ontology annotation, biological process: phospholipid catabolic process. Bases 2 to 1690 code for a protein of 562 amino acids. Gene Ontology annotation, cellular component: extracellular region. The transcript is spliced from 12 exons. Gene Ontology annotation, molecular function: glycerophospholipase activity. NCBI's taxonomy places the organism in Eukaryota, Metazoa, Chordata, Actinopteri, Chaetodontiformes, Chaetodontidae. The record is from RefSeq and is a predicted model, not a curated record.
CAUGGCGAACAGGCGGAGCAGAACGUUACCCGUUGGUUUGUUAACGAUUUUAAACGUUUUAGCAGUUUUAUUCAUUUUGUGUACGUCUGUUCGAGCUGAAAUACGAACCGCUGUUAUUGACAAACAAACCGGAAAGCUUUCUGUCCUCGAGGGAUUUCGAGAAGACUUUGUAGCUUGGGCGAACUUCACUGAUGAGAUUAAGACAUCUGGCUGGUCUUUCUUGGAGGUCACUACCAGCAGUCAGUACAAUGACAGUAUCCAGGCUUAUGCUGCCGGUGCAGUGGAGGCUGCACUCACAUCUCAGCUCAUCUAUAAGCACUGGAUGAACACUCUAAUGGGUUACUGUGGGCCCUUCACGUCUGAAUCUGGUUACUGCGAGCGCCUUAAGUCUUUCAUCACAACUAAUCUGCAGUGGGUUCAGGAGCAAAUACAGAAGCAGCCAAGUUCACCCUACUGGCAUCAGGUGCGUCUGGUACUGCUCCAGCUAAAAGGUCUAGAGGACAGCUACAAUGAUGAGCUGUCAUUUCCAGUAGGGUCAUUCUCCUUUAACCCUUUUGGCUUCCUACUUUUCCAAUUGGGCGGGGAUCUGGAGGAUUUGGAAUCAGCUCUGAACAAAUCCAGUCAAACUCGACCUCUUGGAUCCGGUUCCUGUUCUGCUCUCAUUAAGCUGCUGCCAAACAAUAAGGAACUGCUGGUGUCACAUGACACCUGGAACACCUACCAGUCCAUGCUGCGCAUCAUGAAGAAAUACAUCUUUGCCUUUAAAGUUUCUCCUUUGGACAAUGAUGUCCUUCCUGGAGGAACUCAGGCGUUCUCCUCUUAUCCUGGAUCGAUCUUCUCUGGAGAUGACUUUUACAUCCUAAGUAGUGGCUUGGUUACCUUGGAAACCACCAUCGGCAACAGUAAUCCCACUCUCUGGAAGUUUGUUCAGCCCGCAGGAAGCGUCUUGGAGUGGCUGAGGAACAUUGUAGCUAAUCGACUGGCCUCUACUGGCAAGGAGUGGGCCGAGAUAUUCAGCAAGUACAACAGUGGAACGUACAACAACCAGUGGAUGAUUGUAGACUACAAUCACUUCACUCCAGGGAAGACUGAUAUUAAAGAGGAGCUCCUUGUUGUGCUGGAGCAGAUUCCGGGACUCAUUGUUUUCACUGAUAAAACUCAGGAACUGAUGGAGAAAGGGUACUGGGCAAGCUACAACAUACCGUACUUCGUGGACAUAUUCAAUGCCAGCGGCUGCAAUGAGCUGGUUGAGAAGUUCGGCCCGUGGUUCUCUCUGGACCAGAAUCCUCGGGCUCAGAUAUUCAAGAGAAACCAGACGUUUGUCACAGAUGUGGACUCAAUGGUCCGCCUCAUGAGGUACAAUAACUUUAAAGAAGACCCAUUGUCACAGUGUAAAGGCUGUGAUCCACCCGCGAAUGGAGAGAAUGCUAUCUCAGCCCGUUCAGACCUGAACCCAGCUAAUGGAACAUAUCCGUUUGGUGCCUUAAAGCAGAGACCACAUGGAGGAACAGACAUGAAGAUGACUUCUUAUGGCAUGUUUCGUGACUACGGUAUGAUGGCAGUGAAUGGGCCAACUUGGGACCAGGUGACCCCCUUCAAAUGGAGCACUUCCCCUUACAAAGACCUGGUGCACAUGGGUCACCCUGACAAUUGGACAUUCAAGCCUAUAAAAGUCAGCUGGACUCCAUAAGUGUUAUCAUAGUUCAUAUACAAGUGGCAUGAUGAAUAUAAAUACUGCCAGCUGUUCUGUUUGGAGUUCUGACAAAGGGAAAUGGUUCAGUGUGACAUGGCUUUAUGAACAUAAUAGUCAUGUUAUGGAUUCUCAGGAGAGUAGCAAUAAUAUUCUGUAACUAUUACAGUAUUGUUUGCAUAAUUAAACACAGGAAGUUAAAGAGAGCAUUGAAUGUGAGCCAGUAUGAUCAUGAACACUCAUUCUAUGUGAAAUUUUAUGUUUUGUUUCAUAGGUUUUUAAAUGUGUGAAAAUUCCACUUGUUUUAAUUCUGAUGUCUUUUAGAGUUACUGGAGUUGUAAAAUGUUUCCACUUUUAUUUGGAGAAAUCACUAAGUAUGAUUAUUGAUACAGAUACAUAUUUGAUGAUGACAAAAAAUGUCUUUAUCAAGAGUUAGAUCAUUUUUGGGAAAUUCUUACAUGAUGCAUUAUAUGAAUUAUUUUUGAAAUAUUUUCUAAAUAAACUGUCCUGAUCCUUG